Molecule: messenger RNA, 993 nt
Organism: Ornithodoros turicata
Lineage: Eukaryota; Metazoa; Arthropoda; Arachnida; Ixodida; Argasidae
Product: protein YIPF3-like
Exons: 10
Coding region: 179-937 (252 amino acids)
Cellular component (GO): Golgi apparatus
Source: RefSeq, a predicted model, not a curated record
UCCCUCAGUCAUUGGUCCAGCUCCAGCGGUCACGUGAGUUUCCCGCUACAAUAGCUUCUAUGUAAGUUCUGUAGCCCUGCGUGCGCCUAUGCGCUAUCCAGCCUUCAUACAGUGCUGACCACGGUGGUGCUGACUACUCUACUGGCCUCCAUGCUACUGGCCCACACCAGUAUAAACAAUGGACGUUCCUCGAAAGGACUCGCAAGUUCUGAUAAAUGUACCGGAAGGCAAUUUAUCAGAGGAGCACAAGCGGAGUGACGUAAUUAUGCCCGGCAGCGUGGCAUCCGCGCUGCUGUGGCAAGCCGGAAAACAAGAGGCCCAAAAGGCGUUUAGCAUCUACGGUAAUAUCGACAUACUACGGCCCUACUUUCACGUUGAGCCCCAAGAAGUUCGAGAUAGGAUUGUGGAGUCUUUUUACCCAAGAUGGCCAAGUAACUAUAAGGCAUUGGUAAUUCCUGCCGAACUGUACGGGCCUCUAAUGCUUGUUCUUACGCUUAUAACUCUUCUCCUUUAUGGAAUGAAAACUUCUGGACACGUUGUGAAAGAAGGUACGCUUAUGGGUACCGCAUUCGGAGUGAGCUUUGGGUACUGGCUCGGUGGAUCGUCGCUAGUAUAUUGUGCCGCUUAUGUUUCCAACACGCAUGUUACGUUUCUCCAGGUUCUUUCUAGUGUGGGUUACGCUUUGUCUGGCCACUGCAUAGUCCUUACCCUGAGCAGUAUCUUCCAUCCCGUUCACUCUCACAUAUUCUUCUACGUCAUUUGCUUUCUCUUUGGAGGGCUCACAUGCGCUAAACUGGUGUCCAUGCUACUGGCAAGGACAUCUGGCUCCUCACACAAGAUAUUAGUUGCCGGAGUUGCUGCCGCGUUGCACCUCCUAAUGUUGCUCUACGCCCAUUUUGCUUACCACAGGACGGUUCAAGCUUUGGAUCUGAUAUGAAGACUAUUUUGUUGUAACUAGAUUAAAGUGCCUGCCGCAGUCAGGUAAACAACAUA